This is a messenger RNA of Staurois parvus, 272 nucleotides long. NCBI's taxonomy places the organism in Eukaryota, Metazoa, Chordata, Amphibia, Anura, Ranidae. The record is from the annotation of a GenBank genome assembly.
CCAAAAAAUGCAAAAAAAAAAAAAAAACAACAAAAACCCAUCCAAUAAUGGGUCGAAAAUCGGCCGCUUUUUUGGCCAGAAAAAAAAUCAACCGAUUUUCGCACCAUUAAUGGGUUAAUUGGUCGGCCUUUUUUCUGUAUUUUGGCACAUUUUUUCUUAUCGGUAAAGUUGGAAAUAAAUCAGCCGAUUUUGCCGAUCGGCCAAUUUUCGCGGCAAUGAUGGGCAAAUCGGCCGAUCUUUUUACCGAUAAAAAAUCUGCGCAUGAGCCGUGA